This is a messenger RNA of Triticum urartu, 1314 nucleotides long. The record is from RefSeq and is a predicted model, not a curated record. NCBI's taxonomy places the organism in Eukaryota, Viridiplantae, Streptophyta, Magnoliopsida, Poales, Poaceae.
GAGUCGGAGGCGAAGCUCAAGGACGUGAACUUGGACGAUUGGCUCCCCAUCACCUCCUCGCGCACCGCCAAGUGGUACUAUUCCGCCUUCCACAACGUGACGGCAAUGGUCGGCGCCGGCGUGCUGGGCCUCCCGUUCGCCAUGUCGCACCUCGGCUGGGGCCCCGGCGUGGCGGUCAUCGCCAGCUCCUUCGGGAUCACGCUCUACACGCUGUGGCAGAUGGUGGAGAUGCACGAGAUGGUCCCGGGGAAGCGCUUCGACCGGUACCACGAGCUGGGGCAGCACGCCUUCGGGAAGAAGCUCGGGCUCUGGAUCGUCGUGCCGCAGCAGCUCGUCGUCGACGUCGGCACCGACAUCGUCUACAUGGUCACCGGCGGCCAGUCGCUCAAGAAGUUCCACGACCUCGUCUGCAACGGCCGGUGCGAGGACAUACGCCUCACCUUCUUCAUCAUGAUCUUCGGCUCCGUCCACUUUCUGCUCUCGCAGAUGCCCAACUUCAACUCCAUCUCCGGCGUCUCGGCCGCCGCCGCCGUCAUGUCCAUCUGCUACUCCAUGGUCGCCUUCUUCGCGUCCGUGCUACACAAACACCCUGCUGCAGUUGGAGCCGUCGACUACGGGCUCAAGGCGGCGACCACGGCAGGGCACGUGUUCGGCGCGCUCAACGCCCUCGGGGCGGUGGCGUUCGCGUUCGCCGGCCACAACGUGGUGCUCGAGAUCCAGGCCACCAUCCCGUCCACCCCGGAGCAGCCGUCGAAGAAGCCCAUGUGGCGUGGCGUGCUCGUCGCGUACGCCAUCGUCGCGCUCUGCUACUUCUCGGUCGCCUUCGGCGGGUACUACGCCUUCGGCAACUCGGUCGACCCCAACAUCCUCAUCACGCUCGACAAGCCGCGGUGGCUCAUCGCCCUCGCCAACCUCAUGGUGGUCGUCCACGUCAUCGGCAGCUACCAGGUGUUCGCCAUGCCCGUCUUCGACAUGAUGGAGACGGUGCUCGUCAAGAAGCUCAAGUUCGCCCCCGGCCUCCCGCUGCGGCUCACCGCCCGCUCCGCCUACGUCGCGCUCACGAUGCUCGUCGGCAUGACCUUCCCCUUCUUCGACGGCCUGCUUGGGUUUUUCGGAGGCUUCGCGUUCGCGCCCACCACCUACUUCCUGCCCUGCAUCAUCUGGCUCAUGCUACGCAAGCCCGCCAGAUACAGCGUGACAUGGUUCCUCAACUGGAUAUUCAUCGCCAUCGGAGUUGCGCUCAUGCUGUUGUCCCCGAUCGGCGGGUUGCGCCAAAUCAUCCUUGACGCCAAGACUUUCAAGUUCUACUCUUAA